Messenger RNA from Sipha flava (yellow sugarcane aphid), 769 nucleotides. It is a transcript of the gene Lamtor3, whose product is annotated as ragulator complex protein LAMTOR3. The record is from RefSeq and is a predicted model, not a curated record. Gene Ontology annotation, cellular component: Ragulator complex. NCBI's taxonomy places the organism in Eukaryota, Metazoa, Arthropoda, Insecta, Hemiptera, Aphididae. The coding region runs from base 213 to 587 and encodes 124 amino acids. Gene Ontology annotation, biological process: cellular response to amino acid stimulus; positive regulation of TOR signaling. The transcript is spliced from 4 exons.
AUAAUUCGUCGUUUUUAUUUUCCUUUUUACUAUUAUAUUUUGAGACCAUUGCGAAUUUUUAACCGUUUGUAAAUAAUAAUCGUUCGGUCUUAACAUACUUUAAACUAUUAAUUAAAUUAAUAUUUGUAGCCGAUAUCAAAACAUCGAAUGUUCGAAAACGAUUUUCGCACCAUAUAAUAGUUCUACCAUCGGAUACAUCACAAAAUUAUACUAUGGAGGACCUUAGAAGAUAUUUAGAGCAAACAUUAAACAAAGUUGAAGGUCUUUAUUCAAUUUUUAUAUCUGAUUUUGAUGGUGUAGUAAUUCUAAAAGCUCAUGCCAAUAAAUCAUCUGAACACAAUUUCAAUUUUAAACAUUCGUUUCUGUCAGAAUUUAAUUCUGCAUCGGAACAAGCAGGAAAACUAGAACUUGGAAAAAACAAAACAGUUAUUUGUUUUUAUACAAAUAAUCAAGUAGUCCAAAUAAAUUGCCCAAGAUUUUUAGUAACAUUUGUGGCUGCUGAAAAAGCAAAUACUGGCAAUAUUUUGGGGUUAGAAAAGGUAUUGGAACCAUUGUUAAAAGAUUUAAGAGCCAUACAGUUUCCUUAGUUAUUAUUAUUUUUGUUUUUGUAUAAAACAUAUUAAUUUUUUUCUGUUAAUUUAUAACUAUCUAUUUUAUUGUUAUAUUUUACUCCAACAUAAUGUCAAAAAGGGUAUAAAUGUUUAUGAUCUUUAUUCAUUGUGUUAAUUUUUAACUGUUAAUACAAUAUACAGUUAGAUUCACUAUGGUA